CUGCCCGAGAACAGAGAGACCCCCUUCCAUUACCUCAAAGGGUAAAAACACCAAUCCAUCUAUGAGAAACGCCGUUUAGUUCUCGCCAGUGGCAUGAGCGGGUAACCAUCUGAGUUAUGGAGACUACUUGUGUUAUUCAAAAACCCCAAAAGAAAAAGCAGAAACUGAAUGAAGAAGAGGACAUUGAUGGGAACAGCAAAAGCUUAGGAAACUUACCUGAGGAGAUUCUUCGACACAUCCUUUCCUUUCUUCCAACAAAAGAUGCUGUUGGGACAAGCCUAGUUUCUAAAAGGUGGGAAUACCUUUGGGCUUCUAUUCCCAAUCUAGAUUUUGACAUGUACUCGCCUGCUAAGAAAAAGCGUAAGAGAACGCUUUUUAUGAAUUUUGUGGACAGGGUGCUCUGUGUUCGUGACUCCUCUGUUAUAAAUCGAUUCACUCUCUGUUGUGACGUGCUACAUGAUGCAUCUCGUGUUAAUACGUGGAUCUCUGCGGCAGUAAGGCAUAAUGUUCAAAUGUUGGAUAUUAAGCUUGACAAGUUCAAAGGAGAAUUUUCACUGCCUUAUGUUUUGUUUACUUGUAAGACACUAAAAAGCUUGCACCUUUGUAUGCCCUGUAUGCUCAAGCUUCCCACUGCAAUUUGUUUCUCCAAUCUAAAGAUCUUGACUAUCAAAAAUGUUACAUUUUCGGAUGAGUGCUUGACCGAGAAGCUUUUCUCUGAUUUGCCAGCCCUUGAGGAGUUGCAAUUACACGGUUGCAGCUGGGGGGAUCUCAAGGUUGUGCGUAUUUCUGUUCCCAAUCUUCAUUUUCUGAGCGUAAAAGACUUUGAGAGACCAGAUUCGAGAAAUGGGAAAGGUUGUCAGGUUAGGAUUGUUGGAGCUCGACUCGAAGAAUUUCAUUAUGGUGGUCUUAUGUUUAACGAAUAUCGCUUAUUUGUGUCAUUCAAACUGAAAAAGGCAAAGAUUGGUACUCGAGCUAAAAACACUUCAGAACAAAGUGCCCAUCGCAUGCAUAAGCUUCUUACACGGCUCUCCCCCGUACAAUUCCUAAUACUUUCCUCUGAUGUGGUUAAGGUUUUGAUAAAUGCAGAAGAACUCCUAACUAAUAUGCCUACGUUCAAUAACGUGAAGGAUUUGGAGUUGAAUGGAACGCCACUAGAUCUUGACUGUGAAGCACUGCUGGAGAUAUUGCAAUGUUUUCCUCGUCUUGAAAAUUUGAAAAUUUUGCGGGAGAUCAAUCUGUCGUCAAGUUGUGAAGAAGAUGAAAGGAUAUUGUGUCCAAUGCCUCCAUGUUUUUUGUCGCAUCUCAAGUGGAUUAAAGUCAAUUGUUAUAAUGGAGAUGAGAAGAAGCUUUCUGUCAUAAAAAUUUUUCUCAAGAAGGCAAUUGCCUUGGAAGAAGUAGUUAUAUCUUUAGAGAAUCUUGGAUGGAACUUAGAGAAGCAAUUGAAGGCUUGUAAACAACUUAUGGAGCUUUCUAGAGCGUCACAAAAUUGUAAAAUUGUUUUGGAAUGGCAUGAUUAUUCCACUGAAAAAGAAUGUAGGAUUGUUUUGUAAUGGGUUUUUCUUGAGCUCUUGGUCUAGAGAGAAGCUAUGAAAUUCCUGGUUUUUGGGCCAUCUACCUUAUCGUGGUAGCUUGUUAUGCAAUGUUCGUUUGUACAAAUUUUGGUUUGUGCUAAUCCUGUAAUAGCUAGU
Messenger RNA from Corylus avellana, 1688 nucleotides. RefSeq names its product putative F-box/FBD/LRR-repeat protein At1g78760. Gene Ontology annotation, molecular function: protein binding. Lineage: Eukaryota; Viridiplantae; Streptophyta; Magnoliopsida; Fagales; Betulaceae. The record is from RefSeq and is a predicted model, not a curated record.